AUGGAGAGUGAAUAUCAGAAAAACACAAGAAAUGGGUUACCACAAAGGAGAAACACCCCAUCCACACAACUUCAACCUGUUGAUAGGAUAAGCAACCUUCCUGAAAAUAUAAUAGAUGACAUUCUAAUGUGUGUGCCAACACAUGAUGCUGCUGAGGUUCUUUUACAUCACCGAGGACCCAUAACUAAGUUUAGUCUCAUUAUUCCAAAGCUUGAAAGCUGUUCACAUAUUGACCACAUGAUCAAUCUCUUAUCAAAUUCUGGUGUUGAAGAAUUCAUCUUUGAAACUGAACAUGGAUACAGAAUUCCGUCUUCACUAUUUAUGUAUUUACUGCUGAAACAUUUGACACUUUCUGCUGGUUUGAUCAAUCCUCCUCCAACCUUUAAAGGAUUUAAUGGACUAGUUAGGGUGGAAUUGUGUUACGUCAUCAUUCAUGCUGAAGUACUUCAAAGUUUGUUAAGAGUUACUGCUUAUGAGCAUUAUGAGGAUGAUGAAUUCAAUUAUCGAAACUGUACCUUUGUUGGGUUCUUUGAUUCUCUUCCUGCCCUUCAUAAACUGUGCAUGGACUGCCAUUUUAUGCUGGUCAAGUCCAAACGGUGCUUCCAACUGCUUUUAAUCCACCUUAAAAUUCUGAAGUUACUCCAUAUAUAUCUAGAUUCAGAGGAGGAAUUCUCAUGUGUUCUUCGCUUGAUCAGAAGGUCCCCCAACCUUGAAAAAAUGAAGAUUUCCGUUAUUAUGGAUUGGGAAGGUUCUGAUGCAAGCCAUGUUUCAGACUUUCUAAACGUGCAAUACUACUCAGAUGUACUUUUAAAUCAACUUCAAGAAGUGAGGCUCGAAUCCAUUUCUGGCACCGUUUCUGAGAUGACACUCAUUAUGCUUUUAUUGGAGAAAUCACCGAAGCUAAAGAGAAUGGUGAUCGAUCCAGUACAGGAGUGA
Messenger RNA from Olea europaea var. sylvestris, 936 nucleotides. Its product is annotated as F-box/FBD/LRR-repeat protein At1g13570-like. NCBI's taxonomy places the organism in Eukaryota, Viridiplantae, Streptophyta, Magnoliopsida, Lamiales, Oleaceae. The transcript has 6 exons. Bases 1 to 936 code for a protein of 311 amino acids. The record is from RefSeq and is a predicted model, not a curated record.